Scylla paramamosain (green mud crab) is the source of this 16220-nucleotide messenger RNA. RefSeq names its product copine-8-like. Gene Ontology annotation, cellular component: plasma membrane. Bases 332 to 1993 code for a protein of 553 amino acids. Gene Ontology annotation, biological process: cellular response to calcium ion. The record is from RefSeq and is a predicted model, not a curated record. The transcript is spliced from 7 exons. Gene Ontology annotation, molecular function: calcium-dependent phospholipid binding. Lineage: Eukaryota; Metazoa; Arthropoda; Malacostraca; Decapoda; Portunidae.
GAACAUUUGUUUUCACCAGUGUCAUCAACCUUCACUAGAGUUAAGUGAUCGGGGCGAAACUCGAAAAGAGCUUCUUGCCAAAUUAAACAGAUGAUAAAGAGAUGAUCAAGUUUUGGUAGUUCGUACUCAGUGAACUCGGAAAACUCCACAUUCUUUCGUUGUGUAACACAAGUCGCGUGUGUAGUGUUAUGCUUGGGAAAUUGUCUGGGGAGAAAACUUCUUGUGGAAGAUUAAGACUGUUGUAGGAGUGUGAUCCUUCCUGUUGAGAGAGAGAGGUAGGAAGCUAUCAAGAAAGGUAGAAAGUAGUAGCAUAGCUCGUGAUAACUGGAUCAUGGCUGGCUCAGCAGCAUCUCCCACUUCCUUAGUUGAGCUUACUAUUUCCUGCAGGAAUCUACGUGACACAGAUGUCUUCUCAAAGUCAGAUCCGUUGUGUGUAGUAUUUUAUCAGCCUUUUGGAUCAAAAGAGUGGACUGAGCUUAAAAGAACUGAAUGUAUAGAUAAUACACUCAACCCUGACUUUGCCACUAAGAUCCCACUCACCUAUCACUUUGAAGAACAACAAAAUCUUAAGUUCAAGUUGUUUGAUGUUGACUCUAAUUCACCAUCCCUUGAUAACCAUGAUUACCUUGGAGAGUGUGAAUGUACCUUGGCACAAAUAGUCAGUUCUCGGACUCUCCAAAAGUCUCUGUUGGAUCGCAGCCAUCCUGGAGAUAGUGGUUACAUUAUCAUCACAGCAGAAGAACUUAGUUCAUGUAAAGAGGAAAUUGUUGUUCAGUUUCUUGGGAGGAAUCUUGAAAAUAGAGGCUGGUUCUGUUCCACUAUCAACCCAUUUCUUGAGUUUUAUAAAGCUAAUGAAGAUGGAACAUUCACUCUUGUGCAUCGUACUGAACAUGUACGUGGAGCAGAAGACCCAGUAUGGAAGGAAUUCUCCAUACCCUUGCGAUCAUUCUGUAGUGGAGACUAUGAUCGCAAUAUUAAGGUUGUUUGCAAUAAUUUCAAAGUUAAUGGUAGUCACAAGCACAUUGGCACCUUUUACACUACAGUAAAAAAGAUCAUUGAAGGACCUGGUGGAGAAACUCCACUCUGGCUGAUCAAUGAGCAAAGAAAGAUGCAGAAGGGCAGCAGCUACAAAAACUCUGGGGAGGUGUUUGUGAACAAGGCUCACAUUCGACAAGUAUUCUCCUUUCUUGAUUACCUUAAAGGUGGCAUGGAGAUAAAUGCUUUCAUUGCCAUUGAUUUCACAGCUUCAAAUGGUGAUCCCAAGUCACCACAAUCACUUCACUUUCUACAUUCACAAACUCCCAAUCAGUACGUCCGUGCCAUCACCUCAGUGGGAGAAAUCAUAGAAGACUACGACACAGACAAGUUCUUUCCUGUUCUUGGCUUUGGAGCAAGAAUGCCUCCUGACUACACACAAGUGUCACAUGAGUUCUUUGUCAAUGGGGAUCCUUCCAAUCCCUUUUGUCAUCGAGUCCAGGGAGUUCUUGAGGCCUACUAUAACUGCCUGAACCGUGUACAGCUCUAUGGACCUACCAACUUUGCCCCAAUUGUGAACCAUGUAGCACGCUUUGCUGCCUCAAACAAGGAUGGGGAUAAGUAUUUCAUUCUUCUGAUCUUGACGGAUGGGAUCAUUACAGAUAUGCCUCAGACCAAAGAGGCUAUUGUAAAUGCCUCCUCCUUGCCUCUGUCAAUCAUCAUUGUUGGGGUUGGUAAUGCAGAUUUUGACAACAUGGAAGAAUUGGAUGGAGAUGUGGUGCGUCUUUCCAGCAAUGGUCGGUAUGCUUCCCGAGAUAUUGUUCAGUUUGUUCCAUUCAGGGAUUUCUUGAAGGGGAUUGGGGAUCCUCGCACGGCUAGGCUUAGACUGGCACGAGAGGUUCUAGCAGAGAUACCAGACCAGGUUGUUUCGUAUAUGAAAGCCAAAAACAUCCCACCACAGCCGCCAAAGGUUAAUGAGGCCCACUUGCCAUCAGAUCACACUGCCAUUGAUGCCUAACACAUCUAGUUAUGUGUAUUUUUUAUGAAUGUUUCACUUUUAUAUGGUAUUUAUCAUAUAUUCUUUAUGAAACUCGUCAACUUUUACAUUGAUGUAAUCUAGUGCAUGGUGAUAUCCUGUACUAUUGUGUACCAGUCAGUGUUAGAAGUACUUUAUGAAGUAAAUCUAGUUUAUGUAGAACAAGCAGUACAUGGCAAUCUCUCAGUGCACUUUAGAAUUGAUACAUUUUAUAAAGUUUUCAGGAAAAUAUUGCUGUUCAUUGAUGAUAUGGUAUAUUGAUUAUUUUGCAUGCCUGUCAGUGCCUAAAAAAAAUAAUCACUUAAGUUUGUUAAGUUAUUCAGGUUUAAGCAGCAUUAGUUUUAUGCUGUAGGUAAUAUUUCAUUAUAAUGUAUUCCAUCAGGAAAAGCAAAGGUGUCACAGAAUCUUGAUUAGUUGGUACCUAUAAUGGGUAGAUGGCAAUCAAGUAACUAGUUCAGUGCACGGUGGGUGAUAUUGCAAAGAAGAAAGUCUUUAUUUGCAGACUUAAAAAGAUUCAAGGAAGCCAAAACUAUUAUGAAGACAUCAUGAAGUAAAAGAAAAUCAAUAUAAAUAAAACAAUGAAAAGUUAAUAGUAAAUAGAAAUUUUGGAAGGAAAUUUCAAUUAAUCAGUAACGAAUAUGCAAGUCUCUUAUCAUCUGAAGGGAUGCAAUAUUUUGCAAAUGUGUCGUGAUAUAUGCUUGAUGUGUGAAGAAAGUAAUAGAAAUUGGCAACAAUGGUCAAAUGAUAUUUUUUAAAGAAAUCAGGAUGAGCAUAUGAAAGGUUAGCAGGAGGUGAUACCAGAUUGUGAAAUACUUCACAAUUUUUAAGAAUUUCAGUGUGAUUCUGAGUUCAGACAGCUGGAUGACUAAACUUGCAGGUUAUUGAUCAUAUCUUGUUUAUUAAUGCAUAUUAUUAUUAAGGAAAAUUAUAUAUAUAUAUAUAUAUAUAUAUAUAUAUAUAUAUAUAUAUAUAUAUAUAUAUAUAUAUAUAUAUAUAUAUAUAUAUAUAUAUUUUUUACUAUCGAUUAAGCAGCAGAAUCUUUGCAGCUUUAUUUUUGUGGUGGAUAUAGAUAAGAGUAUAAGUUUAUUCAUGUCAGGAAAAUUGAUGUGCUCCUCUGAUGACCCUCACCAAUCUUGAAAUAUGAAAUUACACAUGGUUAACCUAUCCAAAAAUUUUCUCCAUGUAACUCUGAUGUGCUUUUGCAAGAAUUGGAAUCCUAAAUUGUGUAUGGUUAUCUUAUGAUUGUGUAAUUAGCACAUAACUUGGGUGAAUUGAAAUGUAUCCAAGUUAAGUUUAAUUGAAUCUUAGUCUGAUUUAUUGGAAUAUAAAUCAAGUUUAUGGCAUCAUAAGUCAAGUUUAGUGGGACUUGCUUAUAGUUUAUUAGAACUUCAACUUAUUUUGGAGUCAGAAGGACUGCUGAGCUCAAAAAUUUGCUUUGCACUACUGGCUCAGGAACUCAGUUGUUGUGAAAGGUGAGAGUCAAGAGGAUUUUGCUUCCCACAACACAUUUAUCCCAACUACAAAUAGCUUUUGCAUGUUUCUCUCCAUUUCAUAUUACUGUUGUAAUCACCUUUAAAUUAGUAUAUGAAUAUCAAACCCUCCAGUCAGAAAUGCAAACUUUUGUUCUGCAUUCUACUUUGAUUAAUAAUUAUUAUUGUUGAUUUUCAUGUUUUUCAUCUUCCAAUUCAUAUAAAUGUGCAUGAUGUGAGUGUUUUAGUGUAAAGCUGCAUGCAUGGUAAAGUGGGUUCUUAAUUUAUGUGAAGGAUAUAUUCCAAGUAAAUACAUGUAAUAUGUAGUAAGUAAUUCAGAUUGCAAUCAAAAUUUAAAAAAUACAAAUUAAGUUAAUAAGACCAUCCAAACUUACCAUAUGCUCUGUAUCGUAGUGUUGAUUAUUUCCAUUUCCAUGCAUAUUCAUGUUUUAAAUAUUUUUGUCAAGUUUGGGACACCUCUCAUUCUAAAUAUAUGUGCUUCCAACAUGUGUAAAUCAGGAAAGUCCUGUUCUUCACUGCUACUUAGUAUUUGCAUGCUUCAUGUAAGUUCAAUACUUUUCAUUGUUUAUCAUUGGUCACAGAUUUGACAAACUUUCUAUUUAUUUUGUGUAUGUCCAAUAAAUCCAUCUCUUUCUGUGAAGUGAUUGAAAAAAUAGUUCAGUGGUAUACUUUCCAGAAUUUUGGAAACAAUUCAUGGAAUAUCUUUGAUCAUUAUGUGUAUAUAAAAUUCUGACAGCAUAAGUAAACCUCCUAGUUACUCCUUUGAAGAUGAAUUUUAUGAGUAAAUUUACCCACUAACUAAUAUUUUUGUAACUGAUAAUAUCAAGGUCAUAAAAAAAUUCCUCCAUCCCAUAAGAAUGCCUGUCAAUGCUUUUAUUCUAUUGCUCAUUUGUUACCUGUUUCUUACAUACCAGUAACAAUGUGGCAUAUACUGAACACAAAAUUCCAUAGGAGUGAUUAGAUGCUGUUCCUUCUUUCCUUAACUUGCAUGAGUGAUUUUGUCUUUAGCUGUAUGUUGUUUACUUAAGUCCUAAUUAGAGUAAAAGUAAAUAUAUUUAGUAAAAAAUAACAUUUUAUAAAUAACAAGAUAUUUGUAGAUAACAACUUGUAGUGAAGCACAUCAUCAUGAAUAAUUUUUCAUGAUGAAUAACCAAGUUAAUUUAGUGAUAUAAAUUGUAAUGUCUGACAAGAAUUUGUGAUUUGAGAGAUAAGGCCAACUAAUGGUCCUUGGAGUUACAUAAAGACUGCUACUUUGUAUUGUGCGGCAAGUUUAGGUUGGAGUCAUAAAUGGACAAGAGGGAUCAGUGCUAUGUAGGUCACCCAUACCUGAGAAACAAUGGCAAAUUAUUUGGGAAGGAGGGUGGAGUGCAUCUAGGAAAUGAAUUCAGAGUGAAUUCAGCUUAGAGGUAAAUAUAUCAUCAUGUGCAACAUGAGAUUAUCAUUGUUUAUUGAUAACAAAGAAAAAAAUGUAUUCAAAUGUGGUCAUGUAUGUUGUUUCUUAUUGCUGCACACAUUAUAUCAAAACUAGGACCAAAAUGUAGAUUACUAUGCAGCGUAGUGCGGUGAAGUGCAAAUUAAGGGCUUCGUACAUUUCUUCAUCAAAUAUCCUUAAAUUACAAAGCUCUAUAGAUAAGUUAACAAAUUAAUUACAAUGUUACAGUAUUAUUUGUAAAAUUUAGGCUGUGAAUCAGCCAUUUGAUUCUGUAUUAGCCUUAGGCAAAUAUUGGUGACCUAGAGACAUGUAAUACUGUCCUUCAAAAAUUUUAGUUUCUUGAAUUAUGAUAGACUGUAUUAUACUGAUUAUGUAUAUGUAUAUAUUAUUUUCACCUCUUAACAGUCAUGAGUUCAUUUAAUGUGAAGCUUGUUCUAUGGAGAGGUUUGCUAUGUUGAGGGUGUGGAAACUCCAUUUUUAGAUCUUGAGGAACAUGUUGAAUAGGAAAGCUCUCAGUGUUAGCCACAAAGAUCUAAAAUCAGUUAAAUAUGUGAAAUACCUGUUCACAAAAGGAAGGAAUAUUUGUUUUGUAACUUUUGAAGGUGCUGAUGCAUUACUUGAUGCUAAGUCAGUAGUAAUAACCCAGACAUUGGCUUUUAAUUGCUGCUUUGACAGUUUCGUCUAGUUAAAUUUAUUUGGAUUUCUUCGCAUUUUUCUAUGAUAAGGGAGACUUGUUGGUUUGCGUGACUGCAUAAAUCUUAAGCAUGCUUUCCUUUAUUUACAAAAAUGUACUGAGUUUGGAAGUUAGCUUUUAACCUCUCUUGAGACUUUAUAUGAAAAGUUGGAUGAUCAGAGAUGUUUGCAAGCCAGGAAGUUGAAGGAUAGGGUAUCCCCCUGUGCAUAUACAUGUCACAUUAAGUGCACCUUAGAGGGAUCUCCCAUAUGUGUGUGUGUGUGUGUGUGUGUGUGUGUGUGUGUGUGUGUGUGUGUGUGUGUGUGUGUGCACCUUAAGUACAGUUAUAUUAAUGUGGUUUUCCUUUGUUUUUAUAGGACUUUAGAUAAACUUUUAUCGUACACAAAUAAGAUUAUUAAAAAGCUUCUUGACUUGAAAUAUUAUGGUGGAGAACACAUUAAUUAAUUACAUUCAUUAUUUCUUUAAAAUGAAGCUGGCACCUUUGUUUUCCUUUUUGUUAUUUUUUUACUAAACCAGAUACAAAGGUUUCAGGAGUAGGAUGUCAUGUUUAAUUUGAUUCAUACUGUAGUCUUGAUUAAGCAUGGCCAAACCACUUUAUUCUAAGGAUUUAAGCAUGGAUGCCAUGGAGAUUCCCCUGUCUGUUGCUCUGCUACCUCUGUCACUGUACUAUUUUUAUUGUCUAGUACAUUAACUAUUUUUUACUUCAGAAUGAAUCUCGACACUCCCAUUUCUUUUUAAAGUGCCAUGAAUAUUUAGUUUUCUUUUUUUAAGGGGAACAGUAUAUGCCUUUAACAACAUUUGACAACACUGCUUUCUGAUGUUACCAGGGCCAUAGUGGCUGGCCACAGCCAUGCACCACAAAUCAAAUGGAGGGGGGUGACUGAGGUCAUUCCUUCUCUGGCCACCUCACACAAUGGAAGCUUCCCUUCCUGCACCUGCCAUGCACAGUGGUAUUAAUUAAUUAAAUGAAAGGAAGAGAGAGAGAGAGAGAGAGAGAGAGAGAGAGAGAGAGAGAGAGAGAGAGAGAUGGCUGAAAUGGGGUUGGUAAUAGCAAGGGUAUUCUUGUACUGUGUAGUCAGAUUUGGUCAUGCAGUAGACAGCUGAAUUCCCAAUGGGGCCCACACCUAAAUGUAUGAACCUCUGGAAAUUUUCAGCUUUGGACUACUAUGGUGAAGUUUUCUGAGGUUAUUCAUUAUACUAAUACUUGAAAUAUUUGAAUGACUACCCUUACAUUUAUGUGCUGUAUCAUGUUAUGUGCUAGACUGACAGUCUGUGAUGGUUUUGAGUAUAGAAAAGCAUUUUAACAUUACUUAUAUCUACAAUAGUUAUUAUGUAUUGAUUUUUCUCUUAAGUAUUGUUAGUACAUUAGAUCCCUGUAGAUUAAUCAGACUUGAAUAUUUGAUGCUGUAGUACAAGAUGUGCAGCUAACUUUCCCACAAAUAUAAAGUAGCAGCAUUACCUGGGUUCACUGAAUGACCUCUAUAAAUUCAGAGGAUGUAGUUGUUACAGUGCCAUAAAGGAAUAUACUAUGGACUAAAUUAUAGUACAGGAUUGUACAGUGCACUACAAUAAUAUUAUAGUGCAGUACAGUGCCAUAUAGGGCAGCAUAAUUCUCUUAUUAUACCAGGCAUGAUUGAUUGACAACACAGAGUAGUGCAGUAUAAUACAGCAUUGUGCAGUGUACUGCAGAGUAAUGUCAUUAAUUUUAUUAAAAGCACAAUGCUUUCAUUGUACCAGACAUGACUAUUUAUCAUCACAUUGUUCACCACAUUUUUUUUAUUAUACAUAAAUUAUUUAUAUUAAUUUGUUCAUCAUACAUAAUCUGUGCUCAUUUUUAUCUGAAAGAGUGCAUUAUUUUCAUCACCAGUGAUUAAUAGUGAUGAAUGCUUUUAAUUUUGUAAGCAAAAUAUGACCUAUUAAGUCCAGUCUGUGUGGAUCCCCUUUUCCCCUUUGAGCUCCCUAAUGCAUGUUUUUUUUUUUUUUUUUUAAUGAAAGUGUAAGGCUUUGCUUGCUUAUAUCAUUAUUGUGUAUCUUGUGAUGGGGUUAUGGCAAUAUGACUCACAGCAUUACUUUUCAGUAUGCCAGCAUAACACAUUUUUGGGAUUAGUGUGUUUGGCUCACUCCUAAAAUGCCUCAGGUGUGAAUCUGGGACUGGCAGGAGACAAAAUUUGAUUUUGUCUCCUUUCCCUACUACAAUCCUGUUUAUCUUGCAUUGAAUAGGUACAGGAAAUAAGUUGUAUAAUUGUGAUUUUGGCAGGAGUAAGGUGCCAGCAGUCCUUCCUGCUUGUGUGUGUAUAUUAAAGCAAACACAUUUCUACAGCAUUUGUUUACGUACCUGGUUUGUCAUAUAAAACAAGAAAAUAUGAAAAUUUGUCAAAAGCAUAAUAAUCAUUUAUUUUCUUGGAAGCAAAAUAGAAAAAGAAAACUAAAUUUAGUCCAACAAUGUACUCCUUUCCCAGUGUUGUUAAAAAUAUUUUUAUUGUAAGUAAAUUGAUUAAGUUAAAUUAUAUUAAGAUUAUGAAAACAUCAAAGAUGUACUUGUUGAACACUAGUGUUUGUAUAUUUGUAUGUAACUGUAUAAUUUAGAGGUAUUUCUUUAUAUAUGAUAAAAGUUUAAAACUUAUAAAGAAUUGGUUGUAGGUCUGUUUACCAUCUGUUAUUUUGAAAUGUAUGGACUUUGUACUGUAGUGAUUUUAGAAAUUAACAUUCUCUAUGAUUUUGCCCAAAGGUACCAAUAUCUUAUGUGAUUAUCUUUUAUAUUUCAUACUACAGUGCCUCCCUAAUUCUUCAGCAAUUUGUUUAUCUAGUAUUGAGUAUCAGAGAUGAGGUACACUUAGUACCAUUUCUGAUGGCAGACAUUUGACCAUUACAGUGUAUGUAAUGUAUCUUGUCUUUACUCUUAUGACUAUUGACCUGGAUGUUGAAACAUUAAUUGUUUUCAUGGGUUUGCAGUUUCAUACUGAUGGAAGAAAACAUUUUUUUUGUUGGUAGUAAUUGGGAAAAAACUCAUUUCUAUCAGUAAUAGUAUAUGUGAAUGAAAACUGCUAUAAACCUCUAUGUGGCAGUGUCACAACUACUAUGUAGAUCAGUGGUUCUUAACCCCUGGGUCGUGACCCAAAUUUGGAUCACCAAACCAUUUCAAUGGGUCACCAAGGAUAUAUAUGUGCAUAGUUUUUUCCCAAUAUACCUAUUCAAAAUGUUAUCAACAUGGUGGGUGUUAUUGUGAGAAAUUAAUGUGAUAGUUUAUCACGACAAUGAUAUUAGGUUAUUGGUUAUCUGAUAGUUAUUUUUCCCACAUUAUCAAUUCAUCAGUAUUGCCGAUACUUUUGGUUCCAAGCUACUGAUAAUGGAUAAUUUUAGUUUUUGGAACGUGAGCAUGUUGAAGUUUUAAUAUUUCAAAAUCAAAUGAAGUUAUUUUACUUAAAACAGUACUUUUCAUUUGUUAAGAGACAGGAUAAACAUGUAAUUUUUUCUUGAAGUUUUCUAAUAUAAAGAUAAAAAUAAAGAUUUGGAUUUAUCAAUUUUUUGUUUAAAAUAUCAUUAUCGUUAUUGCUAGUAUUGGAAUUUUAGAUUCAUCAAUUUAUUGGUUAUCACUUAUCUGGUGAUAAAUUUAUCGCUAGUUAUCGAUUAUUGCCAAUAAGGUUAUCAUUAUUGAUUUAUCGGUUAUCGUGAUAAUUUUUUUCAUUAUCGUGCCCAGUUAUGGUUAUAAAAGUGACCUAUUGAAAUGGCUUGGUGAUCCAAUUUUGGGUCGCAACCCAGGGGUUAAGAGCUAUUGCUUAAUGAUCUUUAAUGCUUGGUGCUUAAAUUCAUUCACUCACUCACUCACUAUAAAGAGAAUUUCCUUGUCAUUGCCUUAUGGCCUUAGUUGCUUGGUGCUCCAAUUUACUCAUUCACUCACUUAAUUUAGAGAAUUACUUGUCAUUAAAAGAAAGUCCAUUAUCAGCCUCUUCACACUGUUAAGUGGAGGACUGCAAUGAAUUAUUGCUUUAUAGUCAUCUGUCUCACCUCUCAUAGAGCACUCUGGUGGUUGCACUGUAGGUCCAUAGAAACAUUUAAGGGUUACAUAAUAAAUGCAGAAGCAUCAUUUCAUCACUCGACUGAAAUUAUGAAUUUGAAUUUAUUUAAAUCCCUUGUCAAGUGAUAAGUACAUACUAGUUGGGUACAUAUGUUAAUUGCCUGAAAUACAGUGAAAUAUAUAUUUGUGCCUCAGAAUAAAUGCUGAUUUAAAAAGAAAUAUGUAUUGCAUCACUAGUUGGGGCACAUAGGCUAACUUAACACCAUUGGAACAGUUGCCAUAUAGACACUUCGUUAAAUGAACUUGGGUUUUUGUAUGCUGUUGGGCCUUGCUAUGGAUGUAAGUGGGCAGCUGUGCUAUACCUAAGCUUGGUUGUAAUAAGGCAGUCCACAAGACUAUCCCUUUCCAUCAAGGGCUGAUGGGGGUUAGUGUGUGAAUGAUAUGUGUGAGUGGGUGUGGUGCUUUGUCUGGGCCACCCUGUGUGGAAUUGGCCUGUUAUAUAGGUUGAUAGAUGAGAUUUUCCAUUCAGCCUAAGAAACAGACUAUUGGCAAUCGGCAGUUAGGCAAUCCCCAGUGUGCUCUUGCCAUAUUUGCUCUAGGGUUAUGAUUAAUCUGAUAUUUUUAUGUGUAGAGGUUUGUUCACUUCUGUACUUACUACAGAUUAAGUCCUGUCUGGGUGAAAAUCUAGUGUAAUUUCCCACUUUCACAUGGUUGAUGCUGCAAUAAUGUUCAUUUGUAAUAAUAACUUGUGGCCAUGUACUGUAGUUCCCAAAACACCACUAUUGCUCAUAGUGGCAUAGUCAUCCUAUGGGUGUGGUUGCUCCUUAGUCUGAAACAAUAUCCCAUAACUACCAGAGCUGUGUGGACAUUAUUUGUUGCUGUGUGCAUCAUUCCAUGUUCCUUCCUUGCAUUAAAGAAAGCCUUAUCACUUCUGAUGGAAAUGAACAAAGCUGAACUAUUAGUAAUGAUAAUGAAAAAAGUUGGACUGAUCCAAGUAAAAAAUAGGGAAUGUUCCAAGUCUGUAACACAUGUGUAUUCACCAACUUUUUUAUGUGAUGUACUGGACUUGUGCUAUACAGCCUGUCCGUUAUUUCUACCUCAAGUGUAGAGAAACCUGUUAACUUUAGCACUCUCCUAUAUUUAGGUAAUGUUCUAUGGCUGUACCUAUAUUGAACAUGUGAUAUAUUUUAUGAAUGAAACACAUUUGCCAUCUUUUAUAAAUGUAGUUCUAGCUUGGGAUAUCACAUACACUGAUGCAAGUGGCAUUAAUGUAUUUAGUUCAGUGUUGGUGUGAUCAACAUUUUGCACAAUUUCUUUUCCAAUAAGAUAAUCUCGUGGCAUAAUGGUAUGUUUAAGAUAUUUAAGAUAUCCUUUUAAAUCAUGAAUGAUCUUGUACUAGAUUUGGGAAAAAUGCUGAUUUUGAAAGCUAGUCUUGGGUACAUUAUUUGUGUAUCUAAUUACUCCACAAAACAUGACGUGACAGCAAACAUGAUUCGUUCCAAGGUAGCAUUUGUUAUGGCAGAUGUGUGUUAUUGUGACUGAAGAGCCUAUGGGAAAAAAAAUUAAUUGGUUUCAGGGAACCAGAAAAUAAUAAAAAAAAUUCCCCCCCCCAAAAAAAAUGCAUCAAAAUGAGCACAUUUGCUACUACAUUUGAAUAACACAACAUAUAUAUACAGUACUCUCCCAAGUGUCAUGCCUUGUCCUAAAUUCUUAGUAUCCUGAGUUUUGCACUGCUUUGGCAAGUAUUGGUCACAUUCACCUACUGUUGAUGUCACUUGUAUACAUAAAGUAAAUCCUGUCUAAGUUGGAGUUUCUCUCUCUCUCUCUCUCUCUCUCUCUCUCUCUCUCUCUCUCUCUCUCUCUCUCUCUCUCUCUCUCUCUCUCUCUCUCUCUCUCUCUCUCUCUCUCUCUCUCUCUCUCUCUCUCUCUCUCUCUCUCUCUCUCUCUCUCUCUCUCUCUCUCUCUCUCUCUCUCUCUCUCUCUCUCUCUCUCUCUCUCUCUCUCUCUCUCUCUCUCUCUCUCUCUCUCUCUCUCUCUCUCUCUCUCUCUCAGUAAAUACUGCACAUUUAUGAAACACACACACACACACACACACACACACACACACACACACACACACACACACACACACACACACACACACAGUCAAAUUGUGCAUGUUUGUUGGUCAACACAGAAAUUUAGAUCAAUCAGUUGUUACUUAAUUUUCCCCAGUUUUAUUCUCUCAAAUUGAUAUUUAAUUUUUUAUAAUAUUUUUUCUUGAUGUAGUUGCAAAACUUUUAUUAAAUAUUAAUAUGUGAAUUUUAUAAUGCACUUGAUUUACUUAUGUUGUUUAAUUUUUUUUCUGACUAUAUAUGUCAAUGUUAGUGAACGUCAUGGACCUACCUGGUUGUCCCUUUGAUGGAAAUGGUGUGUGAAGUACAACAGGUAGUCGACAAGUAAACUGCAAGAGGGGAAGAGUGAGGAAAAAAGAAGGUAACUUACUUAUGUUAAUGCUAGAAGGGUAAAGAAAAAUUAUUAUUGAUGUAUAUAAUUUUAAGGACAGCAUUUUAGGGAAUAUUUCUGAUUCAUCGGUGAAUAUAAGAAAAUGAAAUGUGGAUUAUGGGAAAACAUAAAAGAAUGAAAAUGAAAUGUGGAUUAUGGGAGAGCAUGCUCCUGAGAAAGGUUAGGGCACAUGGGAUAGAUGGGAAGGUGUUAGGCUGGAUAGGGUCAUGGCUUAGUGACAGGUGACAAAGAGUUGUAAUAAACGGCUCAAAAUCUGAGUGGGGUCAUGUAAUUAAUGGGGUGCCACAGGGAUCAGUAUUAGGGCCAGUGUUAUUUAUAAUAUAUAUCAAUGACUUGGAUAGUGGAAUUAGUAGUGAUGUUGGUAAAUUUGUGGAUGACACAAAGAUAGGUAGAUUAAUUAGGUCAGAAUCGGAUGCCAUCGCCUUGCAGGCAGAUUUAGAUAGAAUGAAUGAAUGGAUGGAUAGAUGGCAAAUGCAAUUUAACAUCAAUAAAUGCAAAGUACUUAGCAUAGGUAGAGGAAACCCACACAAUAGGUACACAUUAAACAACCAAACUCUGGUAGGUACAAGUUACGAGAAAGAUUUAGGAGUUAUAGUUAGCUCUGAACUCCGUCUAGGGAAACAAUGCACAGAAGCCAAAAACAGGACAAAUAGGGUACUAGGAUUAAUUUUUAGGAAUGUUAAAAGUAGAAGGCUGGAAGUAAUAUUAAAGUUAUACUUGGCCUCAUCUAGACUACGCUGUGCAGUUCUGGUCCCCACGUUACAGGAAAGAUAUAGGUCUAUUAGAAUCAGUACAGAGGAGAAUGACUAAAAGGAUACAGGGGAUGGGGAGUAUUCCUUAUGAGGUGAGAUUGAAGUUGUUAAAUUUACAUUCUUUAGAAAGACGUAGGUUAAGAGGGGACCUGAUAGAAGUCUUUAAGUGGUAUAAUGGUUAUAACAAGGGGGAUGUAGGCAAAAUUCUUAGGAUCAGCAACCAGGGUAGAAUAAGAAAUAACGGGUUCAGGCUUGAAAAAUUUAGGUUUAGGAAGGAGAUAGGAAAAAAUUGGUUCUCAAAUAGAGUGGUAGAUGAAUGGAACGGACUCAGUAAUCAUGUUGUUAGUGCCAGGACACUAGAGAGCUUUAAGAGAAGAUUAGACAGGUUUAUGGAUGGGGAUAAUAGAUGGAAAUAGAUAGGUAUAUUUCAUACAGGGACUGCCACGUGUAAGCCUGGUCGCUUCUUGCGGCUUCCUUUAUUUCUUAUGUUCUUAUGUUCUUAUGAAUAUGCGGUUGAUGGGGCUUAAUGAGUCGCAGAGGAACAGGAUAUUAUUUACCUCUGUAAUACAUUUGUUCUCUGUGAAAGAGUGGAAUGUUUAGCAAGCAUGGAGGAGAUCCUUUCAGUGUCUCCAGUAUCCAAAAAUUACAGUGCAUAUUGGAAAGAAAACAUAAAUAAGUAAGUAAAAAAAUAAGGUGAUAGUAAUAGGGAAUCAAUAUUUAUAGCAAAUGUAAACUAGGAAGAAGUAAAAAGAGUAUGUGAAAUAAAUAAAUUUAAGACAACUAUAACACUGACAUAAACUAAAGAAUUUGAAGGGAGGUGAUGAGAUUUCUGCCAUGGCUUUCCUUCUUAGAGGUAUUCCAACCAAGGCAUUGGUUUAUACAAUUUUCUUGGACUUUAUUUGGUUAUUUUGUCAUCUGUGCCUGUCAUGUAUGUGUUUAAUUACAAAUAUAUUGCUACAUAUAUAUAUACUUAAGAUUCUUACAUGGCUUACAUUUUAGAAUGAUCUCUGGAGUAACUUUCCAGUUUUAAAUUUUUGAUCCCUUUUAUAUAAGUAAUGCAAUUUAAUUAUCUAUAUAUUUUUAAUUAAACAUUGAGGUUUGCAAGUACAUAAUAUGGUAACAAGUAUUGCCUCCCAUGUGGCCUUGUUAUAACAUUAAGAAGGCUUGAUAAAGAUAAUUGCCAAUAUCAUAAAACUGUUUUACUGCAAGUAAACAUAGUGUGGCACUAUUGUGAACUUGGCAGUUACAUUUUGGUUUUAAUUUUUUGAAAGAUGUAAAACAUUUUUUUUUCUUUACUUAGAAAUUGUCAUCACACACACACACACACACACACACACACACACACACACACACACACACACACACACACACACACACACACACACACACACACACACACACAUAGUGGAAUACAAGUAGACCAUAUGAAGAGGUUAUAGAGGCAAGGAAUGUACACCAACUAAAGAAAAAAAUAGAUGUAUUGGUACAGAGCCAGGAUCACAUAAGUGUAAUGCAGGCUGUGUGUGCUACAACUACAGCUAAAUACACAACUGAAAAAGCUAUAGUACAGUAAUUAGUGAAAUAGCUGUAGUACUUGUACAAAAUGAAACAAUCAACAACGAAAUGCACAAAGCUGAUACAGCAGCAUCUUUGUUAUGAAGUAUAACCUGUACAGAAGUGUAAGGAUUCUGGAGCUUAACUUUUAGGAUCACUGAAUUUGAAGGCAAACUGAUAACCUUGGAGGUGAAAAUAUUGAAAGCAUAUAAACUUAUUAGAUUGUCAUGAGCAUUACAUUAGCAAUGAAUGUUGGAGUUAUGAAGCAUUGCAGUCACUUUCAGAAUGAAGACUGAUCUGUAUACUUUAGAUAAUAAAUUUUAUGUAAAGUAUCAUUCAGUGCAUCUUAGGUAUUCAAUAAUGAAUGUUUAUAUAUUUUUACUUAACAUGAAAUGCAUAAAAACAAGACUUGUUGAAAAUAGGUAAUACCAUAAGAAUCUUUGGAGUACUACUUUUUACAAAGGGAAUCAAAGCAAGAUAACAGAUUCUAUCCCACUAUUCUGCUAUUGCAUUAAUUUCUAUUCUUUGCCAUGUCAUGUUUUGAUGUAGGAAACCAAGUCAAGUUGGUCCCUGCAAAUUACUCUUGUAAUCUCAUAUACCAAGUACAGUCUAGAUCUGAUUUUUAUGGACACACACACACACACACACACACACACACACACACACACACACACACACACACACACACAUUACAUAUACUAUACUGUACUUUGCUUUCAAUGUAUGGAAGAAUGAAGUAUGAUAUUGAAUUAGAUCACUAGUGCAUAAUCACUAUGACCUAUUGAUGGAUGACAAAACUGUUACAAGCAUGCUCAUUAGUGAUUUAAUAAAUUCACUUUGCCUCAGUCAUUAUCAUGGUAAUGCAGUAACUUCCUUUUUAUUAUGAAGAUCAAGCGUUUUGUGUUGUGUGGUAUAAUGGUAAAAUAAUGGGAAACAAGACAGUGAUGUAUUGAUGAUACCCAAAUUCUUAAAAUAUUCUGAAAAUGUUAAAUUUAGUAGCUCAGUUUGGGAUAGAUCAAAACUAAGGACAUUUCAAAACUCAUGUUAUUAAGGUAAAAGUGACUCUAGAACAGACUAGUAAUUGCUAACACAUGGUCAUAAUUAAAAAGUCAGAGAAAUAUAAGAUGCAGAAGCAAUCUCCUACAAGCCUCUCCACAAAGAUCUCAGGUUUUUUCAUUACAGAAUCUGUCUAAUAAGUAUUUAGAGAAGUUAAAAGUUGUAAGAAAGCCUUUUAUUGUAGUAGUUCUUUGCAUAGACAAAAGAAUGCACUGCACAGCACAUUGAGAGUAGAUGUACAUGUAAGAUGUGUACAAAAUGGACCAUGUUUUACAUGACAUAGGGAUUCAGCAGUACUAGAGGAAGUAUGCAUGUAUAUCUAAACUUUGAUAAUUUAUGAGGUAGCUUAUAUUGUCUUAGUGGAUUAAUGUGACUUGCAUGCCAGUUCACUAAUUCCUUCCAUAUUGUAAGGAUGUAAAAUGUACAUAUGGUUCCUGAAAUAAGGGAUGAGAUACAUGUUACAAGGUUGCAUUCACUUCAAUUGACACAUGUAUACACAAAAAUAGGUACCUAUGAAAAAGACUUAAUGUGUAGUGUGAUCUCUUUUAUACUUUCAUAUACUAAUGUUAACAGGGCAUCGUUUUACUAUGAAGUAUUUCCACCUAUGGUUAUUUGUUAUAUUUGUGUGAUGUAUUUUUAUUGCUCCAGUUUAGAACAUCCAGUUAAAUGUAUUGUAUGUUUGAAAUAUAUAUAUGCCAAUACCUUAUCAAA